This is a messenger RNA of Tuber aestivum (summer truffle), 1895 nucleotides long. Lineage: Eukaryota; Fungi; Ascomycota; Pezizomycetes; Pezizales; Tuberaceae. The record is from the annotation of a GenBank genome assembly.
AUCUGCCAACUCUUGUAUUAUUUUAAGGCGCACUUUCCCCACACAACCCUCAACUCUAUCCGUGUACACUGUUUCCUUUUCUCAUCUCCUCAGUUUUGCCGUUCAGCCUCUUUUCCACAUUUUUUGCCUUCCUUUCCAUAGACAUCAUGGACAGAGCUCUUGACGAUGUGGUUCGCGAACGUUCGGUAUUUACUCUGCUUCCCCCCUUCUGAACCGCCUCAACUGACCAUUAUGCGCAGUAUGACAAACACAGUAGCAGUAUCAGUAAUGGCAGAAGGUCUCGCCGUAACGCCCGAGGCGGCGUCAGAAAGGUGAUAUAAUGAAACUCCAUCCCGGUUUAAAUUUACUAUCGUCACUAGCACUAUUGCCAACACCAAUCGUUGAUCUAGGCGUGUCCCCACCAACUCCUGUUUAUUCAACCCUCCUCCCUCCUGCCUAUAGUUCUUCGUUUGUUUAAUUUCGCUCUGUUUCUCGAGACCCCCCCCUGCGGGGGCCAAGGAUAAAUCCAAGCAAACUACAUACGCACAGAACCCUUUUUUGAAAGAGUCGGUCUAGCUAACGUUUCUUCGUCGCUGCGCCCUCCUUGGAAUACACAGACUGGUCGUCGCGAUAACACCUACAAUGAUUCACUGUUUGGCGCCCUUUUCCUCUCCAACCCCUAUUGUUCCUUAUUGCUCGUGUCCGACUGCAGCAGCUAACAUUUGGAAAGUGCUUGGGUUCAUGACAAAUAUGAUGGUGAUCGUAAGUUCUGUGAACCCUUCCUCGAGGAAGCUGAAUGUGUAAUCCCAAGUGGACACAAAUGAGUUGCUGACCGAUUGAUUGAGUUGGUUUAGCGACAAAUGAACCACUGCGACGGGCCACUGGCUCGGAUAUGCGCCAUAACCCUGAGGCGGCAAUGUAUGUCUAUACAGUCAGAGGUUUGGGCUUGGCCGGUCCGAUGUGCCUUUACUGAUUGGUGCUGUAGCCCUGUUGGAGCCGGCAAGCUGAGGGUCGAGAAUAUCCACUAUGAGCUUGGAGAAGAGGAACUUCUUGUGCGUCUUACCACUCGUCUAUUGGCUCACUGCUCCGCCUAGGAAAACCAUCGCUAACAUUCCUGGUGAUGGUGGCGGCACAGGGCCUCUUUGAACGUCAAGGCGUUGUUUUAAAGCUCGAACUCAAAUAUGACCGUGCGGGACGCUCUGAGGGUAUAGCCUUCGUCACCUAUGAGCGUGAGGCUGACGCAAAACGUGCGAUCGCCGAAUUUGAUGGUGCAAAUGCCAAUGGUUCAACCCCCUUCUCCCCACUCUACCGCAGCCUAAUCAGUUAACCACCAGACAGGCCAACCGAUCCACCUCACCUUGGUCCACCGCCACCAUCAGACCGAGGGCAAAUCCCUCUUCGACCGCAUCCAUGUCCCAGACUCCUCCGUCCCACACUCGACCGGCACAACCCCAGCUGCCCGCGACCAUAUCCGCCGCUACACUGACUCCCCAGAGAGAGACUCCCGCCGCGACCCUACCCGCCGCCCCACACCACCAAACAUUGAUCGCUACGUCCCCCCCGAGCGCCGUCGCGAGCGCCCUCGUAGCAGCGAGCCUACCGUUGGCGGCAGCAACACCCGCCGCAGAGGUGCUCAUUCCGGCUCUGGCGGUGGUGGUGGGGGUGGUAGGGAGGACAGGUCUUACAACAACAACCGACGUUACGGUAAUGGGCUCGCUCCCGGGUCCGGACGUCUCGGCGGAGGCGGUGUUGGGAAUUCGGGGAAUAGAGCUAGGAAAACGGUGGAGGAACUCGACGAGGAGAUGAAUAAUUACUUUAUGGAUGCUGGGGCCCAGCAACAGCAGCAUCAAGGGCAGCAACAGAUCAGUGGCGCGCUGGCGCAGCAGGCUGAUGAAGACGAAGAGAUGGUUCUUUAG